Thyridium curvatum is the source of this 852-nucleotide messenger RNA. RefSeq lists its product as uncharacterized. NCBI's taxonomy places the organism in Eukaryota, Fungi, Ascomycota, Sordariomycetes, Thyridiales, Thyridiaceae. Bases 1 to 852 code for a protein of 283 amino acids. The record is from RefSeq and is a predicted model, not a curated record. The transcript has a single exon.
AUGUGCGUCCGAAGGAUCACGCAUCGUCUUGUGCACGACCGACGUCCGGUCAUUGCCGUCGUUGACAAAAAAACCACGAGGUUCUUGGUGGUGCCUUACGCGCGACCGAUGGCAUGCCACUGCGGAGAAGGCGAACAUGUUGCUGCCGGACUCAAGUGUGACGUGCACGAUUGCUGUACGAAGGAGCUUGAGCUGAUUCUAUGCGACAAUCCCGAGCCGUGCCCUGAGCCCGCCCAGUAUCAUAUAUACGAGCAGGCCCCAAGUCCCCUUCGGGCGCGCUGGUGGCCCAUCGGUGCGAUCGACGAGCGCAUCGCGGCCAUCGACACUUCAAAGUCAAUGGCAGCCUCUACUAGCACGCCACUCUUUGUCAAGGCACGGGCAGUGUACUUGGAGUACAGGGUCGAGGCGCAGCAGCAGAUUUCUGAACUCACUCAGGCAGCUGGAUUGGUGGAGCAAGCCAGGGCGCUACAGUUGAGGCUCACUGGACUUGAGCCAAAGGAGCAAGAGAAGGCUUUGGACCGCGUAGUCGGGGCCGCAGAAGAGAGAUACCUGGAUGUUUGUGUCAAAUCGAUCAACAGGCAUUCCCGUCUCUGCGCAGCUCUCGAGCUUUGGGGUAGGAUACUCGCAAGGUGCCUACGGAACGGGAGCACAAUCGAUGGUAUUGAGCCUGAGGUUCAUUUGUUUACUCAGACACAGGAAUGGUAUGACCUCUGGUCCCCCUGCAUCCCGCGCUUACUUUCGCCAAGCAGCAGAAGAAAGCUGGAGUCUGUGUUGGUACUGGGCGGCUGGCUGGACCCGGCAAUGCCCCAUGUCUCCAGAAACACUUUGCAUUUCAACACGAAGGAGCGUUAA